Molecule: messenger RNA, 276 nt
Organism: Protopolystoma xenopodis
Lineage: Eukaryota; Metazoa; Platyhelminthes; Monogenea; Polystomatidea; Polystomatidae
Source: the annotation of a GenBank genome assembly
AUGUUUUUCCUGUCUCCCCAGAUCCAGCUCGGCUGGCUCUACCAGUUCAUGGGCGUCUUGAUCGGAUCAGCAGUGGCGCCCAUCUGCUACGUGGCCACAUGGUCUCGCUUGACAGGGCCCGCAACAGUCGCCGGCGCCUGGAUCGGAAUGAUCGGAGGCCUCACAGCCUGGCUGAUCUACAGCGGCACCUCGCAACAGAUCGUCAACUCCGUCCAGUUGCCCGUCGGUCUUUCAGAUUUCUUCGCCAAAACCGGUACCGCCAGGCCCAGCUCUUGA